GGGUGGAGUUGGGUGUUGCCCGUUUGUUUCCACGGUCGGUCUGUGGAGCCUCGCAGUCGUUCUUCAAAUCCGAGUUUUCCUCUGAGCGCGUCUGUCUGAUCCGCACACCGGCUCCGUGUUCACAGCAUCCCGGCCAGAAAAAACAACAACUAAUCAGCAACCAUGGGAGUGGAAGGCUGCACGAAAUGCAUCAAAUACCUGCUGUUUUUCUUUAACUUUAUUUUCUGGCUGGCAGGAUGCGUGAUUUUGGGCGUGUCUCUCUGGCUCCGUCACGAUCAGAAGACCAGCAGUCUGCUGGAACUGAAGUUUGAGGACAAAGCAGCACCAAGCACAUUCUACAUCAGUGUCUACAUCCUGAUCGCCGUUGGCGCCGUGAUGAUGUUUGUUGGAUUCCUCGGUUGCUACGGUGCCAUCCAGGAGUCUCAGUGCCUGCUGGGAACUUUCUUCGCCUGCCUGGUCAUCCUGUUCGCCUGCGAGGUCGCUGCUGGCAUCUGGGGAUUUAUUAACAAAGACAAGAUCUCCAAAGAAAUGAUCGGCUUUUACGACACGGUAUAUGAAAAAGGAGUGGCCUUGCCCCUCCAGGACAAUAAGAAUGCAGCUGCAGUAACAGUGCUGAAGACCUUCCAUGAGAUCCUGCAAUGCUGUGGCAGGGGUGCAGUUGACUCUAUUUUCAGUAGUUUAACAACUAAUGUUUGUCCUGAAGGAAAAGGACCAUUUCAUGAUAACUGUCACACUAAAAUCACUGAACUCUUCAAUGAAAAGAUCUACCUUAUCGGCAUCGCUGCACUGGUUGUUGCUGCCAUCAUGAUCUUUGAGAUGAUCUUCAGCAUGGUGCUCUGCUGCGGCAUUCGAAACAGCCCUGUAUACUAAAAAAACGAGGACUGGGCAGAUCAAGAUGUGGCAUCUGGAGUCACCAGCCAAUGAGAAGAAGGAUAAAUAUUCUUCGGAAUAAUUCUAGCCUGAAUUUCUAAUGUAUAAUGUAGUUCGUUUGGAACAAGUAUGAAUUAUGGUUCGUUUUAUUAUGAUGCUAAUCUGUUCUGAUCACGACUCUCCCUGUGUAUGCUGUGUAUUAAUAAUGCAUAAAAACAGUACAGCUAGAUGCUUUUACACUCAAACACAACCAUACACGAGUAUAUAUACAAAUGAAAUAUGUAAACACGCGUUGAUAUUGAUAUUUUAAGUCUUGAUUUCUAUAGUAGUUAGCUUUAUUAUUUUCUUCUCCAUAUGGACGUCAGAUUCCCAGUUAUUUUUCUGUAUGUAAAACCUGUAUAUAUUUGCAGCCCUUUCCGUUUAGCAUGAAUAUUGACCUCUUGACUUUUGUUUGGCUGAAUUUGUACUUAUAUGUUUGCUAACAAUUGAAAAUAGUAUUAGAUAAGAGUAGGUCAAAGUAUACAAUGAAUUUAAAUUGUUGUUCUUUGUACAUUAGGGUGUAGCCUGAAAGCGUAACGCGGUGUAGCCUUGGCUUCGUCUGUGCCAGACAACUGCAAGAACCGUAGCCGUCCCCAACCAAGCAUGCCAACGUUUGAGAUCCUAACCGGCUCCUAGAUGCCAAGCGAAGUUCCCUCCGAUGUUUUGUGACUAACGUAUUUUAACCGACGCCCGCAUGCUUUCCCUUAAGGCAGGCUGGAAACCAGCGGAAUGGUCACGCUUAGCCUCUUUACCUUUAACUAACCCAUGCCAAAGCUCUUAUAUGCACCUCCCAGCCUUACCGACUGAAUGUCCUGCCCUGCCCUGCCGGUGCGAAAACACUUAAGACUGCAUUAUAUAGAAUGGCCUGUAAAUUCCUACUGGAAUUUUUUUACUCGUAUAUAAUCUGCUGUAUCAAUUUGAUGAAAUGCUUCUCUUUUAAAAAAUAAAGUAAAAAAAAAAAAACAAUCUUUACUGACUUUUCCACCAAACCUUCCUAAAUUCUGGAGCUGUUUGACAAUGUUGUUGUGUAAUCGAUCACUAAAUAACUCUUCAGUGUACUGUAAGGCUCCAGUGUGUGAGCUGUUGACCAGUUGUGUUUAUUGGCACAUUUUGAAUCCGUCAAGACACAUUAAUGUACGUUUGGUGACUGUUAAACACAUGGGGAGGGCGACACAGGCCCUCUGUGUGGAGUUUGCAUGUUCUCCGUGUUUCCUGUUGCAUGUUCUGCUGUCCAAAGAUAUGAAUUCAGGCCAUUUGGGGUUACAAAAAUUGCUGUGUGUGUGUGUGUGUGUCCUGUGAUGAACUGGGGUGUUUUCUGCCCUUCGUCCAAAGAAUCAGACCCACCGCAAUCCUGACCAGGAUAUAGUGGUGGAAAAAUAGACAAUGACAAUUAAUGAAUGAUUGAACACAUGGGCCAAGGUGAUUUGAUUUGGGGUUCUAGGCACUUUUUUUCUAAGACAUACCAAAAACAUGCCUGUAGGUGGACUGGGUGCUCUCAGAUGCCCUUAGUGUGUAAGAAAGGGACUGUGUUGAACUGGCACACCAUUGAGGGUGGUCACUAAAGGAGAACGAAGGAAUAAAUCAAAGAAUGGAUCGUACAGGGUGAUGUACAGUGGUGCAGGUAGUUUAGGGUUUUACAGAUCUAGUUGAUCCCUUAUGUCCAGGUCCUUUGGUUUUGGGUUUAAUCAGGUGGUGCCUUGUUUAGACUGAAUGCCCCCUUCGUGUCCAGCGUUCCACAGAUAGUGCAUGAUCGGACACGGUAAUUGUAGGACUGUGAUUGGUCAUUUUAAUUAAUGUUUUGACUUUGUUUAUGACGGAUUCUAAAAAUGUCCCAGUGUUCACAGCAGCUGGAACACAACCUCACUGCCAUUGCCAAAAACGGCGCUUUCUGUACUUCCUAUGCUGUCCACCAGGUGUCGCCCAAAUGACGCCAAUAAAAGAGUCAUUUUUAUUAACACUACAUCGGCUUCGGGUAACACACCCAGAUCAUCUCUUUUAACCCCAACACACACACACACACACACACACUUUGUUUUCCUACAUACAAUCUCCAGCUUGAUCUUGUAAUUGCACAUAUUGCUUAUGCUGAUAUGCUCAAGUGUCUUGUAAUAUGUACAGCUCCAUAUAUCAUUGUACUAUUGGCUGUGUGAAGGCAUUGUGAUUUCCUCUGGUACUUUGGUAUAGAAAAAGGACAUAGAUUUUAGUAAAAGUUAGCCAGAUGUAUGGAGUUUGAUAACAUCUGGAUCAAAUCAGGUUUCAAUAACAUAAACAGAAAUGUUGGAUCUAUUAAAAGGACCUGGAUUCCUUCACCAGGACCCACACUGGCAAACUGACUCAAAUCUCUGUCCUCGUUCACCAGUUACAGAUUUUAGUUCAGUUUUUUGCCCAGUUACAUAUGGAUUAAAUGUAUUUUACAAUGAA
Molecule: messenger RNA, 3330 nt
Organism: Trichomycterus rosablanca
Lineage: Eukaryota; Metazoa; Chordata; Actinopteri; Siluriformes; Trichomycteridae
Gene: cd81a
Product: CD81 molecule a
Exons: 8
Coding region: 163-870 (235 amino acids)
Cellular component (GO): plasma membrane
Source: RefSeq, a predicted model, not a curated record